This is a messenger RNA of Pelodiscus sinensis (Chinese soft-shelled turtle), 8764 nucleotides long. It is a transcript of the gene HIVEP3, whose product is annotated as HIVEP zinc finger 3. Gene Ontology annotation, cellular component: nucleus. NCBI's taxonomy places the organism in Eukaryota, Metazoa, Chordata, Testudines, Trionychidae. Gene Ontology annotation, molecular function: zinc ion binding; RNA polymerase II cis-regulatory region sequence-specific DNA binding; DNA-binding transcription factor activity, RNA polymerase II-specific. Gene Ontology annotation, biological process: regulation of transcription by RNA polymerase II. The record is from RefSeq and is a predicted model, not a curated record.
GCAAGGAUUACGCGGAGAAAUCCUCAGCCCGCCGCCAGCUCCCUCUUCCUGGCUCGUGUGGAUGGGGGUUUUUUGAGCCCUGAGUGACAGCUCCCCCGAAGCGAUAAUUGGUGUACUGUAUCUUUAAAAGGUUAAAACCCUUUUCAAAAAGGCCUAGACUCAUAGUGGGAAAAGACAAGAGAGGCUUUGGCUGGCUCUGGAUCCACAAAACAGCUGCUGAUUAGAUUCUGCGUCUUCAGGCUGAAUUUAUUACAGAUUUUUCAGCAGCAGGGAUUCUAGGAGGAAGCUUCCGUUUGGGUUUCUUGACCAUGGUUUAUUUUUAUUCAGAGGAAUAACAGAGGAAGGAUUUGUUCCGGCUGGAGCAUGCUCACAACCUGCAAGAUCUCCCAUUAUUAAACUGCCUACUUUGGGGCUUUAAUGUGCUAAGGAAAGAAUGCAAAUAGCAUUGGUUGCUCAGAACACUUCAUAAAGAAGGCAACAGUCCCCCAGCCAAACCAGUACAGAAUCUGCCUGGCAUCAGACAGCAAAGGUUCCCGUUCAGCGACCACAACAUUAAUGCCUGGGUAUUAACUGCAGCUUCAAAGAAAUAAAUCGGUAGCUGCAGCUCACAGGUUGAUCCAGCCUUUCCACGCCUUGGGGAGCACUGGGCCAUUUCAUUGGUGCUGUAAGCUACAUGCCGACUGAAUUAAACCCUGGGCAAAAAAAGGAAGCACCCUGUCAACAAUACAGAAAAUCUGUUCCACUAAAUGUGGGGAAUACUUUUCCGAGACCUUUGAACUCAGUAGUGGAAGAGCAGGAAGACACAGGGAACACACACCAUUCAGUAUUAUUUUACUUGCAAAGGAAAACGAUGAUUAUGAGAUGAGCACUAAAGUCUCAAGUUUUCAAAAGUUUGCAUAACAAACAAGAGACACAUUGUGGGUUGCUUCCUGACUUUGAAGGCUUGCCACUGUCAACUGAAAUAAAAUGGCAAGAUUUAAAGCCUUAACCAAGUUCACAAGGAAAACAUUCGGACUAAAAGUUUUGGAAAGUUUUCUCUCUUUGAAGUAGUUUGUCAUGCAUUACCAAUGUGAACUUUAUUGACCUUGAAACAUUUUUUGAAUCAAAUAGCAACUAGUGAUACUUUAGUAAAAUCUUAAAUCAACAAUCAUCUCUUGGUAGCUCCAGCUUCAUAACAAAUGCAGGCAAAAUAGGGAAUCUACAGAGGAGACCUUUAUUAUUUGUAAAUGAAGCCUGCCAAAACCUGCCCAAAAUAGCAUUCAAAGACCCUUUUAAGGUCAUGGAUCCUGAACAAAGCCAGAAAAGCACAAAGAAGACGGAGGAAAGUCCCAGAAAGAGGCUUAGCAAAGGAGAGGCUUUCCAAUCCAGUAUUCUAUCUGCAUCUGGGUACCAGGGCAGCUCUGCCUCUUCACAAGCAACCCCUCUGUGUGAUAUUAUAUCGCAGCAGCACUUUUCUGGCUCCUUGCCGAUUCCAAGAGAGGAGUCUCAGGAGAAAACUGGACAUCAGAAGCAAGCCAAACAUUCCUCUUUUGAGCACUCUCCCCACGUUUCACAGCUUCAGCAGCAUCCGCUGUCACCAGCAUUUAUGUCUCCUGGAAAGCCAGAGCAGAUCCUUGAGGGGCCCACAUGGCAGCUAGUCGAUCCAGUAAGACCGGGUCCAUCUGGCUCCUUUUCAUCACCUGGGCUUCAUCCUCAUCACAGCCAGCUCAUACCUUCCCAUUCAUCAGUCCUGCCUGCGGAGGACGUGUCAUCUGUUCAAAAAGUCUAUAUCCCUCGACCUUCCCAGGUUUCCUUAAAACAAACAGAGGAAGUGCACAAGAAGGAGAAGAAACCUCAGAAGCCAGGCAAAUACAUUUGUCAGUACUGCAGUAGGCCCUGUGCAAAGCCAAGCGUACUCCAGAAACAUAUCAGAUCACACACAGGUGAGCGGCCGUACCCUUGCAUUCCAUGUGGCUUUUCUUUUAAGACUAAAAGCAAUUUGUAUAAACACAGGAAAUCUCAUGCUCACAGAAUAAAAGCGGGGUUGGCCUCAGGAAUCGGAGCAGAGAUGUAUCCUUCCAGUUUGGAAAUGGAACGGAUCGGUGGGGAGGAAUUUGAAGAACCUACUGAAGGAGAAAGCACAGAUUCAGAAGAGGAGACAGGUGCAAUGUCGGGCCAUUCAUUAGAACUAUCACCCAGGCAAAAGCACACCCUGUUAUCCAGUAGUUUGCAUAGUGUAGGAAGCCAGGGUUCCAGCCAUGAUCGGUGUUCAUUAUCCCAUUCCAGUAUGUCUCAGUCUCUCGAGGACAGCUCGCAGUUUGUGGAGCCCUCAUCUGAUCAUGUUUCGAGCCAUAAACCAGAAGAUACACAUACUAUAAAGCAGAAGCUUGCACUCCGAUUAAGUGAACGGAAGAAGGUGAUAGAUGAACAGGCCUUCCUUAGCCCCGGCAGCAAAGGAAGUACAGAGUCGGGCUACUUCUCGCGAUCCGAAAGUGCAGAACAGCAAAUCAGCCCACCAAAUACGAAUGCAAAGUCUUAUGCAGAAAUUAUUUUUGGGAAAUGUGGGAGAAUUGGGCAGAGGACAGCAAUGUUAGCUGCAACCGCAACCCAGGGGUUUCCACACAUGUCCCCAGAAGAUAAACCUAGCAUGGUACCAUUGUCUGUGCCUAGAACACAAGUAAUUGAACACAUCACUAAACUAAUUACAAUUAAUGAAGCUGUGGUAGAUACCAGUGAAAUUGACAGUGUGAAACCUAGAAGGAGUUCUUUAUCUAGACGUAGCAGCAUUGAAUCUCCAAAGUCUGGCAUAUACAGAGAAUCAUUUCAGUAUGACAGCAAGUCUGGUUCCAGUAGCCAGUUGAAUGCAUCAAAAUCAUUGACAUCCCACAGUGAAAAAAGUAAGCCUGAACAAUCACCUCUGUUAUCACUUCAGCAACCCCACAGUGCCACAGAGACCGUGCCUCUCCUAAGAAGCCACUCAAUGCCUUCUGCUGCAUGCACUAUAAGCUCCCCUCAGACCUUCAGAGCUAGUUAUUCAUUUGAUGACCGCAUCAUGGAAUCUGACGUCUUAAGCCGCAGUCAAGUGUUUUCUUCGCACCCUCGAAUGCUAAAACGACAGCCAGCUAUUGAGCUACCUUUGGGGGUGGAAUAUGGGCCAGAGGAGGUAAGCUCAGUAAGCAAAGAAACCGUUUCCAAACCUACUGAAGAACAAGAAAUCAAGGAAAGUGAUCUGACCAGAAAGUCAAGGAAGGGUCCGAAAGUUAAAGGCUUCAUCUAUGAGUGUAAUAUUUGUGGUGCUCGGUACAAGAAAAGGGAUAAUUAUGAAGCGCAUAAGAAAUAUUACUGUUCAGAACUGCAGCUCUCAAAGCCUCGUUCUUCCAGUUCCCAUUCCUCUUCAGAAGUCGAGAAGAGUCUUGUGGACCCUGAGUCAUGGCCGCAGAUGAUGCAUUACAAGCUAGGGACCAGUUUAGAGCUUACUCCACUCCGAAAAAGACGAAAAGAAAAGAGCCUUGGUGACGAUGAGGACCCUCCGGCUUUUGAGUUGCCUGAAAUGCCCGCCUCCAGCAUGAGACCUGGAAGUCAGUUCGCUAACCCACCAUCAUCAGAGGUUGCUUUGAACUUACCCCGUGAGUCCAUUAAGUCAUCAGCUGAUCCAGGCAAAGCCAUUCCGCUCACUGAAGUUAGUGCUAGUGCUGGCUUUCACUCCAGAACGACAAAGUCCGUUUCUAGCGCAGAGAGCAAAGAGAGAAGAAAAACCUCCAAAGAGAUCUCUGUCAUCCAGCAUACGAGUUCCUUCGAGAAGGCUGACUCUGUUGAGCAGCUGAGUGGCUUAGAAGCAGAAGAAAAGCCUUUAUCGCAGUAUUCAUCUCAGCCCACCGUGCAGCACAGUAGGCCACCUCAUUCCCUGCAGCCAAAGCUGGUACGUCAACCCAACAUCCAGGUCCCGGAGAUCCUGGUCACCGAAGAGCCCGAUCGACCUGAAACAGAGCCUGAGCCACCUCCUAAAGAGCCAGAAAAAACAGAGGAAUUUCAAUGGCCUCAGAGAAGCCAAACUCUCUCCCAGCUCCCUGCGGAGAAACUCCCACCCAAAAAGAAAAGGCUGCGGCUGGCGGAACUGACUCAGUCUUCUGGAGAGUCCAGUUUUGAGUCCGUCUCGCUGACAAGAAGUCCAAGUCAGGAAAGCAGUAUUUCUCAUGGCUCCUGCCACUCCAUUUCGUUCGACCGUGAAGAGUACAGUAAAGCAGAGUCUGUCAGCCAGCCCUCCGAAUUCCACCCUAAACCUCUUGGCAUUGGCUCCCACAUGUUAACGGUACCAAGCCACCAUCAUCAUUCCAGGGAAAUGCGAAGAUCUGCCUCCGAGCAGACCCCGAACGUGUCUCAUCCUUCGCAGAUGUCAGAGCCCCGCAGUAAAUCGUUUGACUAUGGGAGCUUGUCACCAGCUUCUGCAGCACCUGGCCCUUUGGUUUCUGCCACUCCACGGGAGAGGAGGAAGUGCUUUCUGGUUAGGCAAGCGUCCCUCACUCGGCAUCCCGAGCAUGAGGCAGAUUCAGCCCCAAAAGGAAAGCAAGAGACAGAAGAACUAUUGACUUCUUCCAGUAAAUCUGCCACCAGUUUGCCCCAUCAGCCUACAUCUUCAUCGUCCUCCUCCUCCCAUGCUGAUAAGAGUCAGCCAAAAGACAGCCCUCCUCCUGUCUACAGCCAGCCAUACACGGAGGCUCUGCAGGUUUUUCAUCACCCCGUUCCACAGCUAGCGCUGCAUGAAAAACAGCGUAUGUCUCCCCAAGUCUCUCUCUUCCCUUUCCAGCACCUCCUGCCACAGCCAGGGCAGGCUGCAGAGCUCUUCUCCACUCCUGUGAUGUCCGACAUCCUCUCUGCUCCAUUUCCUGUGCCGCCCUCUCUGUUUCAGACACCGCCACUUCCUCUCCACCAGGCUCUUCUCCACCCCGGCCAGCUUCACGUUGUCCCUCCACUAAUGCCACACCCAGCAGAAGUGCCAUUUGGGCAGCACCCUUCCUUCCUGCCUGUCCACUACCCAGGCUCCUCUCCACUCCCGUCUACGUUUUUUCUACCUCUGCAGCCUCCAUUUGCUCUCCAGUUGCCAAGGGAGAUUGGUGGCCAUUUAUCGCAGAUCAAAUCCAGUGUGUCUCCACCAGCAGGGACCUCCAGCCUUCCUCCGUGCACAGAGUACAGCUCCGACACCAGGCUACAUCCUUUGACCCGCACAACCAGCCCGUCAGCCCCAGACUCCACCUCCCAGUUGGGGGUUCCGACAUGUCCGGAUCCUAUGGUAUCACUUGUAGUCCCCGUUCGCAUUCAGACUAACAUGCCAACCUACGGGAGUGCAAUGUAUACUACGCUUUCUCAAAUCCUAGUCACUCAGUCCCAGGGCAGUCCGUCUUCUAUUCUCCUUCCAAAGUUCGAUGACUGCCAGCCCAAGGGUGCCCUGGUGUGCAGCUCUGAUGUUCAUGGAAUAGGCUUCGAUUUGGCACAGAUGAUCACAGAAGAUCAAAGAAGCCUCUUCCAGACUCCGUAUCUGAGAGUUCCGUUACCCUUACCAGAAAGCAAGGGCUAUAUGCCACUCACCUGCUCAUCAGAAAGCAUCCUGGGACUGGAAGGGGGCUCGUCGACAGUGGGUGGAAGCAAGCGGAUGCUCUCACCAGCUGGUAGCUUGGAGCUGACGAUGGAAACGCAGCAGCAGAAAAGGGUGAAAGAGGAGGAAGUCUCUGAAGUGGAGGAAAAGUUAGAAGUGGUGAAGCCACACAGUGCAAUCGAGGAGGGGAAAAAGCAGGAGAAAUCUCACUUUCUAGCAGAGAGACAAGGCCGGGUUGAGGUUGAAACUCCACCUACUUUGUCCUCUGAGCAAUCUGAGCCAAAGGAAAUCCCAAGUAGUAUGCCACCAGGUGCACAUUCGGGUGCUUCGGCUUUUGAGGCACUGGAGGACUACGCACCACAGGCGGGCAAGCAGUACCGAAGCAAAACCCCUUUAGUAAAGAAGGAAGACUCCAAAGAGCUGGUGGAGCAACCCCUACCCAGCCCCCCGAGCCCAGUACCUCAUUCCGAGGUCACUCAAAGUGCAAUGAAGUCUCGAGAAGGUACAGAUCUGAAGAAGGUACUUCAGUUCCCCAGUCUCCACACAACUACUAAUGUCAGUUGGUGCUAUUUAAACUACAUAAAGCCAAAUCACAUCCAGCAAGUCGACCGACGGUCCUCGGUGUAUGCCAGCUGGUGCAUUAGCUUGUAUAAUCCCAACCUGCCGGGUAUAUCCACUAAAGCAGCCCUCUCACUCCUGAGAUCCAAGCAGAAGGUGAGCAAAGAAAUCUAUACCAUGGCUACAGCUCCACGUCCAGAGACAGGCAAGCUUGUGCCGUCCGGCUCCAGGAAGCCCAAAAUGACAGAGGUUCAUUUGCCUUCACUCCUUUCCAAUGAAGGUCGAAAAGAUUUAACUAGAGCUGAGAAGGAAGAGGAUAAAAGAGGCAAAUCAGAAGAAGAGGCUCCCGUAUCCAAAAGAGGGGAGCCAGCCAGGAUCAAGAUCUUUGAAGGGGGGUACAAAUCAAACGAAGAGUAUGUGUAUGUGCGAGGCCGCGGAAGAGGGAAGUAUGUAUGUGAGGAAUGUGGAAUUCGCUGCAAGAAACCCAGCAUGCUGAAGAAACACAUUCGCACGCACACAGACGUCAGGCCAUACGUCUGCAAGUACUGUAACUUUGCAUUUAAAACCAAAGGGAAUCUGACUAAACAUAUGAAGUCAAAGGCCCACAGCAAAAAAUGUCAGGAGAUGGGCGUGUUGGUGUCUUCACUGGUGGAGUUGGAAGCCGAAGAAGGAACCAGUGAAGACGUAUUCCAAGAUUCCGAAGGGAGGGAGGGAUCCGAGCCAAUUGAGGAGCACCAGUUUUCAGACUUAGAGGAAUCUGAUGACGAUGAUGACAAUGAAGAUGAUGAAGAUGAGGAGGAAGAGGAGAGCCAAGAUGAGCCACCUGUAAAGUUUUCAGAAACAAAACAAACCUCCCUUCCAAUGCACCCUUUGGGCAGCUCGCCAUCUGCUCCAGAGGAAUGCACCGGGGCAGCAUUGUCUUUAACACAAGAUACUGUCUCCAGCAACCAGCAAGUAGGCAGGGGCCACCGGCCCACCUCCUCAGGGCUGGAAACACAGUGGUCAGCAGACAGUAGCGAAGUUGCUGUUUGCCACAGCUUCUUAAGUCUCCAUAGGCCACCUUUGACCUCCAGUGAAUAUUUGGCUUCUGCUGAAAGGGAAACUGCUACAAAGCAUCAGAUGUUCUUAGCUAUGGACCUGUCAACCUCACAAGACACCUCCCCAAGAAGGAAGUGGUCUCCAGGCAAGGACUCUGGUGGUGGGAGUGGCAGUGGCAGGCCAGUGCUAGCUAGAAAGCACUUACUAACCAAAAACGAAACUUCACCGAAACGUUUCUCGCCAACCGGAGAAAUGUCUUCGCUGAGGUGCCUGUCUCCAGGGAGAGGGAUGUCACCGUCUCGGCGCCUAUCACCAAGAAGGGAGUCCUCUCCGCUGAGAUGUGUGUCACCAAGACUUGAGCUGUCCCCCGGCAGGCACCCUUCCCCACGAAGAGAGAUAUCCCCGAGAAUGCAUCUCCCACCAGAGCGAGGGGCCUCCCCGGUGAGGCAUGUGUCUCCCAGCAGAGAGAUGUCAUCAGUCAGAUAUUUAUCACUGAAGAAAAUGUUGCCUCCAGGCUGUUCAGAGUCACUCUCUAGAUAUCCAUCCCCAGGGAAGGAGGACUUGCCUUGUAGUAGCAAAUCAGCUGCAGAUGAACAAGGUCAAAGCUCAUUAAAAGUCCAGCAUGGAAUAUUAGCUUCAAUGCCUCUACCUCACAGGUUCCUUGGCAAAAGUGCAGAGCUAUAUGAGGCCAAGUUGAAGAUAGAACCUCGAAGCCCAGCAUGUUCGCCUGGCACCACGCAGCCUGUCUGCUCCAGACCCUUGCAAGCGCCCCAUGAACUACAUGCCCAUGCUCCGAGCCGAGGGGAAGAGAAUGUCUUCAGCCAUCUCCCGUUGCAUUCACAGCAGCUAACGAGGACUCCGUACCCGAUGAUUCCAAUUGGGGGCAUCCAAAUGGUCCAGGCCAGGCCAAGCACCCAUCCCAGUUUGGUGCCCAGUUCAGUUGUGUCCCUACAAGCAGGAUAUUUUGCACCUGGUGGCAGCUGCAGCAGUAGCUUUACAGAAUUCAGCCAGGCUGAGCAAAGAGGCCAGGAACUGCCGGUCCCACCAGAAUCUUCAUCUGUCUCCCCAGCUGCAAAGGUUUCUAAAUACACCCGGUCCCCACAGCGUAAAGGCAGCAGCUACUUAGAAGAGAAAAUGAGGACUAGUGAACAUCAGCAAAAGACGGACCAGGAGGAAUACAGGGUAAAAAAGUACACUGAGCCCAGCUGCUCAGAGCAGGAAGGCUGCUCAGCUCCCAGCGACUGUCCGAGCACAAAUUAUGAGCACUCUCCAAAGCCUUCAACAAGCGGGGAAGAACCCUUGAAAAAAACGAGCAAGAAGCAAUGUGGCAGCUCAAGCACUUACUUUGAAUCAUCCUGCACUUUCAUCUCAGAUUUCCCCGCACAGACACUAGACAGGAGCAGCAGCACCGGCUGCUUGUCGGAGCCCUCACUGAGCCAUUCACACCCCCACCAGUUCUCCAUCAGGAGGAGGAACCUCUCGGGAGAGCCAAGUCAUCAAGGGGGAACCGGUUCAGUCAAACUCCAAGGCAGGUGGAUGAGAAUACAGGAAGUACUUAAGCCUCCAUUCAUCUGUUCCACCUCUAGGCUUCCUAUGUAA